Ananas comosus (pineapple) is the source of this 600-nucleotide messenger RNA. RefSeq lists its product as uncharacterized. The record is from RefSeq and is a predicted model, not a curated record. Lineage: Eukaryota; Viridiplantae; Streptophyta; Magnoliopsida; Poales; Bromeliaceae. The coding region runs from base 1 to 471 and encodes 156 amino acids. The transcript is spliced from 3 exons.
AUGGUUCCACUCUUUGAAUCAUACAAGAAGAUCCACGGCACAUCUUGUUUGCCUUUUUCACCCCCACCCAAUUGGGCUUGCCACGGAGCCCACCCCCAAAACGCCAAACCUGUUCGACGCCUCCGCCUCCCGUCUCCAGAUGCUUGCGAGGGCCAUGGCCGCGGCUUGCUCGCCCCGCCGCCUCCGGCCACGGGCGGCGCCGACCAACCUCGUCGGCAACGCCCUCAAUCUCCGAGCAGCCGCCGCCGCCGCCGCCGCACGUGCCGAGGGAGCGGAGGGGACGCGCGUCGAGCUCGUGUGCUUCAUCGACCCCGACGCCCCGCCCCCUCGGACGUAACAUCUCCCGAUUCCGUAGGUUUUAAGCAACCAACACCGGGAAUGAUGCUUAAUCAACUGCAUCUUUGCUUUGUCGCAGCUCAGUUCGUGAGGACUCAAAUCAUCGAGCUCGGUUUGGUUAAUUGGUUUGGUUGAACCUGUAGUAAUAUAUUCUCUUCUUUAUUUGGCGAGAACUUUGCCAAUAUUCCUCCCAUUGUAUUAGUGCACUGAACUUAGUUAGCGAUGGCAUGCAUUAUUAUUAUUGAAUUAAGUUAACAUUCUCCA